This is a messenger RNA of Babjeviella inositovora NRRL Y-12698, 1899 nucleotides long. Its product is annotated as bifunctional choline kinase/ethanolamine kinase. The record is from RefSeq and is a predicted model, not a curated record. Gene Ontology annotation, molecular function: choline kinase activity; ethanolamine kinase activity. Gene Ontology annotation, cellular component: cytoplasm. The transcript has a single exon. The coding region runs from base 92 to 1705 and encodes 537 amino acids. Gene Ontology annotation, biological process: phosphatidylethanolamine biosynthetic process; phosphatidylcholine biosynthetic process. Lineage: Eukaryota; Fungi; Ascomycota; Pichiomycetes; Serinales.
CGCAGGUAAAAAUUCUUGGACCAUCAAACUCUAUAUCCCAGUUAUCUGAGCUUCUUUUACCCAAAAUCAGACGAAACCUAACUAAAACAUAAUGGACACCUUAGCUACCGAGAAACCGAGAUCCCGCUCUCGGUCGAUGUCCCGCUCUAGAUCACGGUCCAACAUCAGACCGGUUUUGACCCCCCUGCUUUCCUCCAACCAGGUGAAACAAGUCCCCAGACGCCGUUCGCACUCGAGAAGACCCUCGUUAAGCAGACAGAGCUCGGGGAGCGUCGAUGAAGUGCCGCACAUUAAGGCUAACUUGGACAACAGCUUGCCAUUGGACUUCAUGAAGGAGGAGAUCAUGAUCAUUGUCAAGGCGUUGCGUAUCAAGCACUGGCACAAGCUCCCGGAAUCUGCUGCGUCGCGCAUCAAGGUGAACCGAAUCAGCGGUGCCUUGACCAACUCGAUUUACAAGUUGAAUCUUGACGAGUGUCCGGCGUUGCUCUUGCGCGUGUAUGGGAAGAACGUCGAUGAGAUCAUCGACAGAGAGGCGGAGCUUAUCAUUUUAAAGAGGCUCUCGAGUAAGCGGAUUGGCCCGCGUCUCUUGGGAACCUUCACUAAUGGGCGGUUUGAGCAGUUUUUGGACGGGUUCAUCACCUUGAACAAGGACCAGCUCCGUAACAAGUACAUCUCGCAGAUGAUUGCCAAGCGCAUGAAGGAGUUGCAUGUCAACAUGGAGUUGGAGGCCAAGGACACGCAUCCCAUGUCUUGGGCGUUGAUUGACAAGUGGUUUCCGCUCGCGGAGGAGGUAGUGAAAUCUUAUGAAGCCAACCCAGACGUUUCCGAAGCCGACUUUCUCCUCACAAAUUUUGCCACCUUUAAGAAGAAUGUGCAAGCGUACAGAACCUGGUUGAUGAACAAGUACGGCAAGGCUGAGUUUCCACGGGAGGUCUUGUGCUUCUGCCACAACGACACCCAGUACGGAAACUUGCUUUUGCAUAGCAGCUUGUUGGAGGACUCCAAGACUGAGGUUGCUAAGGUGAUCGAAAAGAUGGAAUCACUUUCGCUUGACUUUGAUUCGGAUAAGCUUGCCGCAGCCUCGCAUUCCAACUUGGUGGUCAUUGAUUUAGAGUACUCUGGCCCUAACUGUCCGCCUUUCGAAUUCGCCAACCAUUUCAGCGAAUGGAUGGCCGAUUACCUUGAUGCCACUAACUCCCACUACUUGGACGAAAGGAAGUACCCAACCACCGAAGAGCAGUUGAACUUUUUCCGUGUCUAUACCGAGUUUUCCGGCCGUGCCACCGAUCCUGCCGACUCCACCAGGCCAGAUGAAGCAGCCACGAAAAAGUUGUUUAACGAAACCAUCUGGUGGAGGGGUACCGUUUCUGUCUAUUGGUGCUUGUGGGGGAUUGUCCAGAAUGGGCCGUGGAAGCCUACGCCCACGCCAGAGGCAGCCACCGGCGAGGGAUUCCUGGGGACUUACAAGUUUAGUACCGAAACGGAGGAAGGAGAUGACCAAGGAGCCGAGGUGGAGAUUACCGAGUCUUCAGACGAUGCGUUCAGUUAUAUCCGAUACUCUCAACAGAAGGCGGCCAUGUUCUACGGAGACGCUGUUCAGCUUGGGAUUGUUGAUAGAGACGCAAUCUGCGAGAGAUACUUGACGCAAGGCGAAGGGGCUGAUGAAGGACAUGUUAAGUUCUUGUCUGUCAAGGAAUUAGACUAAGAGCCAUCACUUGUGGAUGCCAUUGGUAUACACCGGUGUCUUUAGCUUUCCUAAGACCUCUGGAGGUGGGCCAUUGUCGGUUAUUCUCUGCUUUCAUAAUCGAACCUUUUCGCCUGUAUCCUCUGCUCCAGGUGCCUUUUUUUCAUGCUUCUUUUAUAGCCCUGAACGAGCCAGCGCAUAGACUUGAUUCUGGG